AUGGUGAAACGCGAGUUGGGUUGUGCCACUGGUAGCGGUGGAGAUGAAACGGACGAACCUGAUCACCCCGCGGCGGUGCCGGUGACUGACCCUAGAGCACUCCGUUCACGCUACCACACCGUCAAGACCAUCCUCUAUGAUGAAAGAGAAGAUCUCACAAGAGCAGACUCGAAGAAGUUCGAUUCCAUCAUUGAGCAAGUGGAGAGCUUGCACCAGCUGGUAAGAAAUCCAAGAGAGCAAGUAGCGGAUGCGGAGGCGCUUUUGGACAUUGCAAGCACCUUGAUGACCUCUGUAAGGGCACAUAACAAGGAAGGGAUUACAGCUUCGGGUUUCAUCAACUGUAUUCUUACUGACUUCAGGAAACCAAGUGGUAAUGGCAGCAGCUCAAUAUAUUGGAGGGACAUUGGGAAUGCGGUGUCACAUGUUUUCCAGAGAAGCCCUCGAUGCUGCACUAUGAUCGGGCCUAUGAAUGCUGAAGUGAAGCGAAGAAAGCCUUAUCAACGUCACAGACGUGGGAAUCCUACAGACAAUGAUACCCCUCAAGAGCUUGGUGAUACUGUUGAAGAAGAGGAAACAGAGACUGUUAAAAACGUGUCCACUAUGUUUAAUAUCUUGAGGAAAGAGAGAAGGGUCAGGCUUGAAAAUCUAGUGUUAAAUGGAAAUUCUUUUUCACAGACAGUGGAAAAUGUGUUUGCCCUAUCAUUUCUUGUUAAAGAUGGGCGUGUUGAAAUGAAAGUGAAUGAGGAAGGCCAUCAUCUAGUGUCGCCAAGAAAUGCUCCUGCUGCCAAAGCAAUUGCCUCAGGGGAUGUUGCUUACUUCCACUUGAUCUUCAGAUAUGAUUUCAAGGACUGGAAGUUAAUGAAGGAGGUUGUUGGGACCGGAGAGGAGCUGAUGCCACAUAGGUUUCCAGCAGACAUAUCAAACAACUCGCAACCAGAAGAAACUCCUGCAACAAUAGGUACAACACCAAUUAGGAAGUUUUCGAGGAACAGAGGCUUGGUUACACGGGAGCAGCCCGUUGGAACUGAUAGUAGUAUAUCAAUUGCUGAAGACAGCGCCGAAUGUGAUUAUGCUGCAAGAGCCGCACCCACUCGUAAAGGGAAGCGUAAACUGAUAUGA
Molecule: messenger RNA, 1119 nt
Organism: Fragaria vesca subsp. vesca
Lineage: Eukaryota; Viridiplantae; Streptophyta; Magnoliopsida; Rosales; Rosaceae
Product: non-structural maintenance of chromosome element 4-like
Exons: 7
Coding region: 1-1119 (372 amino acids)
Biological process (GO): DNA repair
Cellular component (GO): Smc5-Smc6 complex; nucleus
Source: RefSeq, a predicted model, not a curated record